Molecule: messenger RNA, 2523 nt
Organism: Syngnathoides biaculeatus (alligator pipefish)
Lineage: Eukaryota; Metazoa; Chordata; Actinopteri; Syngnathiformes; Syngnathidae
Gene: sgpp1b
Product: sphingosine-1-phosphate phosphatase 1b
Exons: 3
Coding region: 254-1429 (391 amino acids)
Biological process (GO): phospholipid dephosphorylation; sphingosine metabolic process
Cellular component (GO): endoplasmic reticulum membrane
Molecular function (GO): sphingosine-1-phosphate phosphatase activity
Source: RefSeq, a predicted model, not a curated record
CGCGUCGUGUCAUUUCCCACGAUCGCGAAGGCCUCCGGAGGAGGCGCGGCCGCAAAGCCCGCUCCCGCUUUGGGCCCGGUGUCACGUGACGGCCGGGUCGGGGCCGCUUUUCCGCUUUGAGGAGUCGUCGUCGUCGUCGUCGUCGUCGUUUCAAAGCGAAGCCGCCACGCGCCGCUCGCCGACCUCAUGCCAACCCGCCGAGGCUAACGCUAAGCUAGACCCGAGCGAGAGCGUCUGUUUUCGGCCGCGCCACAUGGAAAAGCGCGGCCGCCUGGCGGAGCUCUUCCGCUUCCUGCAGGACCCCCACCUCGUCGCCCGCUUCCAGCGCCUGUGCGGGGUACGGGGCACCUUUUCGAGUCGGCCUUUCCGCCGGCAGCCGGCGGGAGCGGACGGCCACGGUCGGGGCAAAAAGACGAGCAAGCCCCUCCGCAGGAACUCCCUGACCGGCGACGCGGGCCAGGAGUUCGUGGUGGAGAACCGCUUCCUGUACUACUUGUUCACCUUCGGAACCGAGCUGGGCAACGAGCUCUUCUACAUCACCUUCUUCCCCUUCCUGCUGUGGAACGUGGACGCCCUGGUGAGCCGGCGACUCAUCAUGGUGUGGGUGUGGGUCAUGUACGUGGGCCAGUGCACCAAAGACCUGCUCGGCUGGGCCAGGCCCGCCUCGCCGCCCGUCGUCAAGGUGGAAGUCUUCUACAACUCCGAGUACAGCAUGCCCUCCACGCACGCCAUGUCCGGCACCGCCAUCCCCUUCGCGCUCUUCUUCCUCACCUGCGGACGCUGGCAGUACUCAUCGACGUUGGGCUUGGCGUUGGCGCUGUGCUGGUGUCUGCUGGUCUGCGUCAGCCGGAUCUACAUGGGCAUGCACUCGCUUCUGGACGUGAUGGCGGGCGUGUUGUACAGCGCGCUCAUCCUGCUCUUCCUGCUGCCGGCGUUGGACACCAUCGACGACUUCGUGCUGACCGGCGCGUACGCGCCCGCCGCCGUGGCCGCCGUCUACGCGGGCCUGGGCCUGCUGUGUUUCACGCUGGACGCCUGGAGCACGUCCCGCGCCGACACGGCGCAGAUCUUGGGCUCGGGCGCCGGCGUGGCGCUGGGCUCGCGGGUUAACCGCGUGCUGGGCCUGCUGCCCGACCCCCCGCCGGAGCGCCUGCCCCUGGCGCCUCCCGCGCUGGGCGCCAGCCCGCUAGCGGCGGCGGCGCUGCGCUGGGGGGCGGGCGUCCUGGUCCUGGUCGCCACGCGGGCGCUGAUGAAGGCGCUGACCAUCCCCCUGCUGUGCCGCGUGCUGGCGGUGGGCGAGGGCGACGUGCGGCGGGCGCGGCGGCACGCCGAGGUGGAGCUGCCUUAUCGCUACGUGGUCUACGGCGCCGUGGGCUUCAACGUGCUCUUCCUGGCGCCGCUCCUCUUCCGCGCGCUGCACCUUUCUUGAUGCCCCGCCGUCAUUUUUUGUCUUCGGCGUUUUGCGUCGCACCCGCCGACUGUUCUCGAGCGGCACGGCGCGGCGCGGCGCAGUCCGGCAGUCGGAUGUCCCGGCCUUCCCGUGGGGCCGCCGUGCUCGCCGGCGUACCUGCAGAGAAAGCACCCGAGAACCCGAAGCCUUUAUGUCUUCCGUAUUUGUUUGUGUGACCUUGCGUUCCCGCUUCCUUCCUCCCGCAUUCCAAAAAGUUGCGUUUAGUCGCUUGAGCGACAUGCCGCGUGUGGCCUGUGAUUGGCUGCGAAGAAAGGCCAAACAUUUUGGGUCACUGACCCCGAAAUGGGGGUACCGCGUGGCACGUGAAUUGGCUUUCCUUCAGGUACGCCGGCUUCCUUCCACAUUCCAGAAAACGAGUUGGCUCCGUUGAAGACGAAGAAAUUCUCCUCAGGCGCGUUCCAGGUUCAAACGGACGGUGGGAUUUUUGUCUUUUGGGGAAGUGACAUCACUGUGGUAAUUGCGUGGCACAUAGAAGAGAGGAUGUUUCACAAGGGGAGGGGGGAGCUUGAUUGCGUUUACUUUAACACUGUAAAAAAAAAAAAAAAAAAGGACCGGACCGCCUGCUCGUUUGAUUGGAGGCAAACAUGACAGAAACUGUUUUGCUCUUCAAUUUUUCAACUCCAACGUUGAGACGAGGAAGAUUGUUUCCGAGAAAUGUUUUGCUCGUCCAAUUCUCCAUUUGAUACAAAAACAAGCAGCACAGAAUGAUGGCUAGAAUGCCGGCCCGCGAUUGCUCAGCUGCUGAGAUGGGGCGCUGCCCCGUCAUCCCUUUCCCGGAUCACGACGGUCAUGUCGGAUGAAAAACAACUACAACGGUUAGAAGCAAUUCAACGCUUCAUCUCCGCAAUUGGGCCUUGCUUUAAGGUUGACAGCGUUCACCCGCCGACAAAUCAGUCCGUUCGCUUUACGGGGUCUUUAUCGGCGACGUCAGCGUAAAAAGAAGUCUUUUUCAAUGCAUCGUUUUUAUGACGUCAUUUCAUUUUUUUCUCAGAUCUCAGAUGUUCAGAAUUUACAGGGUAAUGUAAAAAUAUCUUUUUUGCUUUUCAGACACU